Bactrocera latifrons is the source of this 1376-nucleotide messenger RNA. Its product is annotated as dopamine N-acetyltransferase-like. Gene Ontology annotation, molecular function: N-acetyltransferase activity. The transcript has a single exon. NCBI's taxonomy places the organism in Eukaryota, Metazoa, Arthropoda, Insecta, Diptera, Tephritidae. Bases 190 to 879 code for a protein of 229 amino acids. The record is from RefSeq and is a predicted model, not a curated record.
UACUAAUGAACGCUAUCACAAUAUAGAAUAUACGACUUUCUACCUUAAGUUGGCUGCAAUUGUCAUAUCUUAUUACACCUCCCACUAGCUGUUGCAAGGAAAUUUAUCAACCGUGACCGACGAUAAAACAUUUAAAAUACUGAAUAUUCCAAAUAUUGACUUCAUUAGAGUAACAGUGUUCGACAGGAAAUGACUGGUACCGAGACUAAACCGAGCCAAGUGGAUAAUAUACGUAUUCGCGUAAUAAAAUUGGGUGAAAGCGAUGACGUGCUUAAAUUCAUACGAAUACAUUUCUAUCCAGAUGAACCGAUGAAYAUUGGCAGCGCACAAGGACAUCCGGAUCUGGAAGAUGAGCAGUUCAAUAUUUCACAAAUAGCGCAUGGAACCAGCUUAAUGGCGAUGCAACAACAAACAGCUGGCAGUAUUCUAAGCGAACGCAUAGUUGGCGUUUUGUUGUCUGGCCCGAAGCAUAGUAAUGAAGCUGAACAUUUAUUUAAGGAGGCCGCGCGUUAUGGUUCAUCCAAUUGGGGUACGCAGGUGGGCAUAUUGGCUCAGGCCGAGCGCGACUSCAAUGUCUACGARCGUUAUAAUGUUGAGARAGCAUUGCAUAUACAUGCGCUGGCGGUCGAUAAGAGUUUACGUGGACUUGCAAUUGGUAUGAGACUUCUAGAAAAGUUCAAAGGAUUGGGGCUAGAGCUCAAGUAUCCACUUAUGACUUUGGACUGUACCAGCUUGUAUUCGGCGAAAUUAGCGGAACGUUUGGGUAUGAACUGUGUGAAUGUUAUUAAGUAUGCUGAUUAUCUGGAUAAGGAGGGUGAGGUAGUUUAUAAGCCGCCACCGCCACAUGAAUAUYUAAAAACGUACGCCAUGAGGCUGUAAAUCUUCGCACCUAAUAAAAUAUGUAAAAUUCUUGUACUUAUUUUCUAGAUUGAUGUCUAUAUGAGCUAUAUUAGGCACUAAGUGUGAUAUAGACUUUAAGCAAUAAUAAAUAUCUACGCCAUUGCAUUAAAAAGUGAAUUGUUCGAAGAUCCGUUUGCAAAGAAGGCCGCUUGGAGUGGUCCACUUUUGGCAAUUUAUCGUACUAUUGUAGAGCUAUUAUUUGGUAUACAUAAUUUGUGCUUAAAUAAAUGAAGUGAAUAUCCAACCCACAAGAAUCGGAAACCCCAAGCUGAAGAAACAUGACAAUAUUGCAAUUGGUACAGUUAGCGUCCCAAAAGAAAGGAUGCGCAAAGAAUGACACACUCYAACAGUUCUCACGACAUUCUUUUGAAACUUUUCAAGUUUUCAAAAUCUUCGCUGUGUGAAUUUGUACUCAGCAAGUCUCUCUCGUUAGUAGUAAAAUACCAACAAACGAAAGAAUUUCUAUUAUACCAGUA